AUGUCGCGAAACCGAAAACCGCUGACGCUCGGCGAAAAGCUUCGAGUUAUUGAGGAGGCGGAGAAGCGGACCGGAUCAACAAAGGCCAGCAUUGCCCGCGACCUGAACAUUCCCGAGUCGUCGCUGAAAACGAUCCUCGCGAAGAAGGACAGCAUCCUGCUGAAUGCGUCAAAGUUCGGCCUGAACAGGAAGGCCGCGAAAGAUGGCAAAUACGCUGCCAUGGAGAAGGCCCUCGUAGAGUGGUUGCGUCAGGCACGCAGUGCAGCUAUUGCCGUGGAUGGCGCAAUUUUGAAGGAGAAGGCAGACAUGAUUGCGUUGCGCUGCGGCAUUGACGACUUUAAGCCUCCAACGGCUGGUUAG
Molecule: messenger RNA, 360 nt
Organism: Rhipicephalus microplus (southern cattle tick)
Lineage: Eukaryota; Metazoa; Arthropoda; Arachnida; Ixodida; Ixodidae
Product: tigger transposable element-derived protein 4
Cellular component (GO): nucleus
Molecular function (GO): DNA binding
Source: RefSeq, a predicted model, not a curated record